This is a messenger RNA of Pelobates fuscus (common spadefoot toad), 2475 nucleotides long. RefSeq names its product SBDS ribosome maturation factor (gene SBDS). Lineage: Eukaryota; Metazoa; Chordata; Amphibia; Anura; Pelobatidae. The record is from RefSeq and is a predicted model, not a curated record. The transcript is spliced from 5 exons. Gene Ontology annotation, biological process: cytosolic ribosome assembly; ribosome biogenesis. The coding region runs from base 106 to 858 and encodes 250 amino acids.
UGCAGAUUUAGUCGCGAGCUGUCACGUGGAGUGUGUUUGUUUGUGUGCGCGCGCGAGCUCUCGGUUUCCGUUUACGGUCGGUGACAGGACACAGUGACAGCAGACAUGGCGAUCUUUACUCCCACCAACCAGAUCCGCCUGACCAACGUGGCGGUUGUGCGGAUGAAGAAAGGGGGGAAGCGAUUUGAGAUCGCCUGUUACAAGAAUAAAGUGAUCAGUUGGAGAAGCGGGGCAGAAAAAGAUCUUGAUGAAGUUCUUCAAACCCACUCUGUGUUUACAAAUGUGUCUAAAGGACAGGUUUCUAAGAAAGAAGAUCUUCUCAAAGCAUUUGGUACUGAAGAACACACAGAAAUCUGCAAGCAGAUUUUAGCCAAGGGGGAGCUGCAAGUGUCUGAAAAAGAACGAAGUACGCAAUUAGAACAAAUGUUUCGAGACAUUGCAACGAUAGUGGCAGACAAAUGUGUCAAUCCAGAGACAAAAAGACCUUAUACAGUCAAUCUGAUUGAGCGUGCUAUGAAAGAUAUUCACUACUCUGUAAAAGCUACGAAAAGCACCAAACAGCAGGCAUUGGAUGUUAUCAGACAGCUGAAAGAGACCAUGAAGAUUGAGAGAGCGCAAAUGAGAUUGCGUUUCAUCCUUCCAGCUAAGGAUGGGAAACGCCUGAAGGAGAAGCUGAAGCCACUUAUCAAGCAAGUAGAGAGUGAAGAUUUUAAUCAAGAACUGGAGAUGAUAUGUUUAAUUGACCCUGGCUGCUUACGAGAUAUUGAUGAACUCAUCCGCUGUGAGACUAAAGGAAAAGGCACCCUGGAAGUGCUCAGCUUGAAGGAGGUGGAAGAGGGAGAUGAAAGGCUGGAGUGAUAAGGCUCCCGAGCACCAUUAAAGAGAGCAGGCUUUAAUACCUCCUAACUAAUCAGCCUUUAUGUUUAGACCAAUUAUUCUCCACAAGUGGCUUCCUCUGCAAAAUAUCUGCAUUUCUGCCACGCUUGCUUUUGCAGUGAGGGUCUCUAUGUGUGCAGAUUUGGAUAAGUAACCAACUCUUUACUGUUGAUUGCUUUAAAGGUACACUACCAAGAAAAUGUUUGUAAGCACAGUCUAAAUUAUCAUCAAAUAGCUUUUAGGACAAUAUAUUUUGCUUUAAUGAAAUAACAUCUUGAAAUGUUUUCUGUACAGAAUAAUUGUCUUUAGUUCUCUGCUCCUGGUGUCUGCUAGUGAAUAUAUAAUAAAAUAUUAUCUGACUACAUUGCUGCAAAGGGAAUGACAGAGUCUAUUGAUUGAGGUCAAUUAUGCAUUUUUUGAGAGACUGUGUGUUUUUUUUUUUUUUUUAGUUUUUUUUUUUUUUUGUUAAACUGCGAGAUAGCAGACAGAAGAACCUUAAAGUACUUUUUAAACCCACAAAUGAAACUUGUUUUAUCGCCAUGGUGGUAGUUCUUGAAAUUGAGCUGUGAUUCUCCCACUCUCUAUGCAAAUGUUGGACUUGCACAAUGCCUAGUGCUACCAAAAACUAUAGAGAUAAAAAAAAGUAUAUAAAGCGUACAUACAAGUUUAAAAUAUUGUAUUGAUAAAAAAAAUUCUGGUUUUGAAUAUAUAGAUUUAUUUAUUUUUUUUCUUUAUGAAAGGUCAGUUUACACUAAACAUAUUGUGCCGAUAAAUGAACAUGCUCCUCUUUGCAUUUUUUUUAUGCAUUGUAAAUUGCCCUGUUAAUAAUUAUAUGAUAUGGUGGAAGUUUAUAUACCAUAACAUUUCGCAUUACUGUGAAUAUAUAGCGCCAACAUGUUGCAGCACAUUAGAUAAACAAAGACAAAAAAUGCUAACCCACAUUUGACAUAUAAGAACAGUAGGUGAAGAGAGAUUAUUUAGAAAAUUGGGCAGACUAGAUGGGCCGAAUGGUUCUUAUCUGCAGUCACAUUCUAUGUUUCUAUGUAAGAGAGCUUACAAUCUAACUAUGUAUUGCAGUUGCCAAAUCACAUGCAAAUCAUUUAAUUUCAAGUUUUGAACUUAUCCAUUUACUUCUUUGACAUUGAGGUGUAAUCUAUAGUUAUCGUAGUCAGUGGUGUGUGCAUGGAUCACAGAAUUCUUAUGUCUCAAUCUCAGAAUGCAUGCAUGUGGUAUGUAAUGUAUGUGCAGGUCUCUGAAUUCUUUCUCCAUCGGACGAGUUGGCAAUCGUUAUCUUUUUAGUAUUUACCCUGGCUUUUGCUAAUACAAUAUAUACAUGAAGUUGCCUUGUUUGCAUUUUAGUAGAUGGAAGGACAACUGUUAUUAAUUUACUGAAAUUUCAUUCGCCUAUUGUUUUUUUUUAAAGCAAAUUAUAUUAUUAAAUGAAAAGGUAAAAUGUGGGUGUUAUGCAUGCCAUGUGUAAAAAGACAUAGCAGGUGCUAAUGUUUGCGUUUUUGAAGAAAGUUAUAAUGCAAGCUAAAAAAAAAAAAAUUACAUUUGUGUCAUGUCAUCAAAGUUAAACUUUUCCAUUUUUUUUAUUUU